This is a messenger RNA of Ogataea parapolymorpha DL-1, 1101 nucleotides long. RefSeq lists its product as uncharacterized. Gene Ontology annotation, molecular function: monoatomic cation transmembrane transporter activity. The transcript has a single exon. NCBI's taxonomy places the organism in Eukaryota, Fungi, Ascomycota, Pichiomycetes, Pichiales, Pichiaceae. Gene Ontology annotation, cellular component: membrane. The record is from RefSeq and is a predicted model, not a curated record. The coding region runs from base 1 to 1101 and encodes 366 amino acids. Gene Ontology annotation, biological process: monoatomic cation transport; transmembrane transport.
AUGUCGCAUCUUGGCGGCCAUUCGCACUCCCAUGCGGCCCCGCACGCGCACUCGCACGGCGCCGACGCGUCGAAGCUCUACGACACCAAGGACUGGGCCAACGAGGGCGUCAAGAUCACCUGGAUAGGACUCGGAGUUAACGUCGCCAUGGCCGUCUCCAAGUUUGCCGGCGGGCUGUAUUUCCACUCGCAGGCGCUCAUUGCCGACGCCGUGCACGCCGUGGGCGACCUCGUUUCCGACGUGCUCACGCUGUCCACCGUCAAGUACAGCAACAGGACCCCGAGCGAGCAGUAUCCGUUUGGGUUCGGCAAGGUGGAGACGCUUGGCUCAUUUUUCGUGUCGGCAAUUCUGCUGUACGCGGGGCUCCAGAUCGGCUGGGGCUCGCUUAUUGACAUCUUGACGCCCGUCUUGCCGCACAGCGUCAUGGACGUGCUGUCGUACUUGCCCGUUCACUCGCACAGCCACAGCCACACGCACGACGCAGGGCACGCGCACGACGCCGCGGCGCAGGCCGUCCAGACAGCAGACAUCAACGCCGCGUGGCUGGCGCUGGCGUCCAUCGGCGUCAAGGAGUGGCUGUUCCGCGCGACCCGCAACGUCGGCGCACGGCUCAACUCAAAAGUGCUGAUCGCCAACGCGUGGCACCACCGCGUCGACUCGCUCACGUCGGUUGUGGCGGUGCUCACCAUCUCGUCGGGCUACUUCCUCAACAUCUACUGGCUAGAUUCCGUGGGCGGCCUCAUCGUGUCGGUGCUGGUGAUGAAGGUGGGCAUCUCGGGGCUGUUCCAGUCGUUUAAGGAGCUCAUCGACAAGGCGCUGCCGUCGUCGGACCCGCGCUACCAGAGCCUGCGUCAACUUACCGACGCGCAGCUUGCCCGCGAAAACAGCAACCUCAAGGUGAAAAAAUUGUCCGUGCUGCCCUCGGGCACCAACCUCAAUGUGAUCGUCGACGUCACGGCCAACCAGAAGGACUACACCAACCACCUCACCCUCGAGCAGAUGAGUCACAUCGGCGAGAGCCUGAAAAAACAGCUCAAGCUCAACCACGACAACCUCAAGACCGUGUCGGUGCAAUUUGUGCCGCACGAGGACAAACACUAG